AUGGACGGCCUUUUCCGUCUGUUCUGCGGAUGUUGCGGACUGCAGACCGAUCCGGAGCCGCCAUACGCCGAGCUCCGUCACAAUUCGGUGACGCCUGUUCGCGACCCGCCGAUUCAGAUUCAUAACGGACGGCAUCAGCAGUACCAGCAGAUGCCACCGCAGUAUCAGUCACAACAUCAGCCGGUGCUUCCGCCACAUCAACAGCACGGCUUCGACAAUCCCGUUCAUAAUUAGUAAGCGGGCCGAAAACAAAAAAGCAGAGAAGAAUGAAAAUGCUCUUUUUUCAGCGGCUACGAUGCGACGGACAGCAUGCAGCAGUUCAUUCAGAACCAGCAUCCGCACAACGGCUUCUCGGGACCUCCGUCGCCGCCGCGAACGUCCGAGUUCUCCGAACAGAAGAAGGAGGAGGCGAACCGCGAGAAGGAGUUGCUCGACACGAUUGUCGAGAAUACGCAGCACGUAAGCUGUCGAAUUUUAGUCUGUUUACAACCAAAAGAAUAAACAACCCCAAUUCAGAGCAUCAUUCCUGUCGGACAGACUGACAUCGACGGAAUGGUCAUGGUUGAUACGAUGAAUCGUGAGAAGUCGUACAAAUCGAGGGCGCAGAAGAUGGCGGCUCAUCCGCCGGCAGUUCAGCCAUAUGAGACUGGUAAGAGGGCUUUCAUGAACUUGGAUAACUUUAAAGUGGUCGUUUGCAGUGUACGAGUUCGAGGUGGAUUCGUCGCAGACGCCGAUUCAGGUGCCGACGCGCUACGAUGAGGUCUCGUCGACCAUAGAAUCGGCUCCGAUCGAUCGGAUGCCGUUCUCGUGCCCCGACUUCAACACGAUGAAGCUCGCGAGACCGAUGGGUGAGAUAUGGCACGAGAUUCUAGUUCAUACUCUCAGUUUCAGGCACCAAAAACCCGCAGUUUCUCGCCGAGCACCCGGACGUGAAGCGCAUCGGCAGGAACCCGGCGAUCAGCCCGUCGAUGAAGCAGAGAAUCACCGAAGCGCUCGACGAGGUACAUCACGGAGUGCUGGCCGUCGAGGUUGAGCCGCGCGACCUCGUCGUCAGCAUGGAUUUCUAG
Molecule: messenger RNA, 1067 nt
Organism: Caenorhabditis sp. 36 PRJEB53466
Lineage: Eukaryota; Metazoa; Nematoda; Chromadorea; Rhabditida; Rhabditidae
Source: the annotation of a GenBank genome assembly